Haemonchus placei is the source of this 654-nucleotide messenger RNA. The record is from the annotation of a GenBank genome assembly. NCBI's taxonomy places the organism in Eukaryota, Metazoa, Nematoda, Chromadorea, Rhabditida, Trichostrongylidae.
AUGCCGUCGUCGUUUCUACGUCGGCAUGUACGUGGUCUUCUUCGGGGUAAAUUCAGCCCAUCGCCUAGUUUAGACGACGCGCCCGAAGUUGAGUAUGAGCCACCGACCCCGUCGAACGAGCAACAGUCUUUCCUAUCUCAAUGCCAUUUGGCGGGUAUAGAUGGUCGUCGAUUAGACUUUCCCGAGGUGUAUUUUGGUAAAACGGGCCUCGACAUACCGUGUAUACAGCUUGAAAGCUUCGACACGGAUAUUUUCGCAAGCUAUACCGGCCCCGAUGGAGGAUUGACACAGGUCGGUGAGAUGCGUCGUCAGCCGUUGGUUCGUAUGGCAAAUUUGGAUGACGAGAUGAGUUUAUCCACGGAUGGCAUAAGUUUAUCGGAUGAAAGCGAGGAAGACGAAGAGGACGUUGAUCAACCAAUUUCGGCUCCAUUGCGACGGGAAAAGGACAGAAGUGAAGUUCUCUUGGGUUCAUGUUCAUCGUUAAUAGGCCCGAAUGGUCACGAAGAUACGCCGAGCAGCAAAGGUGCAGUGCGUUCGCUGUUGACGUCGUUUGGAUUCCAUCCUCAUGACGGGAUAGGAUCGCUGUCUCACAAAUCAAUCAACUAUUCAAUUAUUCCGAUGUCGGCUGCUCAGCUCAUUGAUUGGACAGAAUGA